Molecule: messenger RNA, 6624 nt
Organism: Pecten maximus
Lineage: Eukaryota; Metazoa; Mollusca; Bivalvia; Pectinida; Pectinidae
Product: protease-associated domain-containing protein 1-like
Exons: 5
Coding region: 40-648 (202 amino acids)
Source: RefSeq, a predicted model, not a curated record
AGGAUUGACUGGGGUGAUGUACAUGUGUCUGAUUCAAACAUGUCUUGUAAAGAGAAGGUGUAUCAUCUGCUUACUGUUGUUGUUGUCGCCGUUUUAAAUUUGACAGAUGCUGAUGAACAGAUACGUGUAGCAACAACUUCUGACACCAAUCUUAUAUUUGGAAAUUCACUUUUCAUGGAAGUUUUAGAACCAGAAGACAUAAGAUUUUUAUUCAAAAUAAGACCUGCCAAAAAUUUUGGAGGUGUUUUUGAAAGAAAGUACACAAGGAUGCCUUUGAUAUUAGGAAAUCCAUACAGUGGAUGUAGUCCAUUACAAAAUUAUGAGAUUGUGAAGGAUAGAAUUGUGAUGCUUCAAAGAGGAGAAUGCUCAUUUGUCACCAAAACUUUUAAUGCUCAAAAUGCCGGUGCUGUAGCCACGAUUAUUACAGAUAGUGAUAAAAAUAAUGACGAUAGUACGAUAGAUAUGAUAAAAGAUGAAACCGACCGAGAAAUUGAUAUACCAGCUUUGUUUCUACUUGGAAAAGAUGGGUACAUGAUACAGCGGUCCAUAGAGAGAUACAGCGUUAUGGGAGCCAUCAUUAAUAUUCCUGUAAACUUGACAGGAGUCCCAAUCAAUACAGUUAACAAGCCCCCAUGGACGUUAUGGUGAUAAUUUGUAUGUGGAUGUCCAAUGUUAUCAAUAUAAAAGUGCUGGUUGUGUAAGAUUUCAAUAAGGUAUUGAAUUGGAAGCUAUGCAUGUUACCCGGUAUAUCAUCAAAUAAUGGUGAGGGAAGUAAUUCUUUCUCUAAGUAGCAAUAGUUGAAAUUGAUGAAAAGGCAUAUAUAUAUUUGUUUAAUUAACAGUUGAAAUGAAAUGAUUUUUAUGUGAUUUUUAUAACCGGUAUUGUACCAUUUGUAAAACAUAUUUUCACUCUGAAUCAAGUUCUAGAAAGAGGCUUGGUAUUGGAACUAAAAAAAGUCAAAUUGAUUAACUGUUUGUUAAAAUGUACCUAAUAUACAUUUCUACCUAAGUUCUUAUGCUAAAAUUUAAAAUUUUCACUAUUAUAUGAAGUAACUUGUUAUUUUUCAUAAAUAAUUGCCAGAUGUUGAAAAACUUAGCAAAAAAUGAUCAAAUGUGUUAUUUCAAAUAUAAGUUUGCUUAAAAGCACUAUAUUUUGUAGAAAAUUUUCAGACGAGUCCAGAACUCCAUUUCCAAAAUUUUGAUAAAUCCCAAUACUAACAGAUAAACAUAGUAGUGGAUAUUGUAAUUUUCAUGAGUCCCACAGGGAAAACACAAGCCCAGGACUCCCAUAUACUGAGUCCCAGCAACCAUUGAAAAAUAUAUUAAUCAAGCAUCUCUGCUAUAUUUCUAAUCAUAUCGAUUUAAGAUGUCUUAAAAAAGUGCAAAAUGUGAUUUUUUGAUCAUUUCUUAUAUACAUGUAAGAUUUGUGUUAGCUUUCACACAAGAUGUUGAAGUCAAUUAGAAUAUGAAGUGACGGUGGCAGUUUUAUUUGAUUUGAGCCAUUUUAAUGUAGAAGUGUUUUUUUCUUUUGUGGAUAUGGUUCUGUAAUAUAAUAUUUUUUAUAAUAUGGUUCUGUAAUAUAUUAUUUUUUAUGAUAUUUUUUUUUUCAUAUAUUACAUUAAAUGUAAUUUUACUUCCUAAAUAUGAGCAGUGGAUGUGUCUUCACAUGUGCAUGGAACAUCUUUGUCAAAAUCUAAUGGUGAAAUAUUAUUAAUACAUACAUAAAAAAAAAGUUGGAAAGUCUUUGUGAAGGAGCUUAAGAAUAAAAAAAAAAAAAAUCAAAAUAAAUCUGUUGAUAUUCCGAGACCUUUUUGGAUAUCAACAUAUUCAUUUUGAAGUUAUUUUUUAUUUCAUAUAUGAUAUUAUAUAUAAUUUAGUUUGAUUUUAUGUGAUUGAGUUUGAACUCUUAUUACUAAAAUCUGUUGAGAUUUAACAAAUACUGGUAUCAUAGUGGUAUGUGUUGUAUAUAAAAGUUAAAAUUUUUUAUUUUAUAAUGGCGCUGAACAGUUAUUUACAUUUUCCACAGAUGACAGAUUAUAUUAAUUACCUUGAUAGAUAAAAUGUUGCUGAGGCUAUUGGACAUGGUGUAUAGCUAAAUAAUAUAUUCAAAUGAGUAAUUUUAUGAUAAAUGUGCUUUAUUUUCUCAGAGAAACAGAAUAUCAAUUUCAUUUUAAUUAUAUUAAAAUGUUCUCUCUACAAUUGGCCAUUGAAUUAACUAUGUCGUAGUACUGUUUUGCCAGUUUCAUUAUCAAUUUUGAUGCGGAUAUUAUCAUACAAUAGCUCUACUCUAAAUGAUAAGUUCAUGGAUUGUACUUUAUCAAUCCAAGGGAUAGAAUACAAUACAUUAUAUAUCUGCAUUGACUUUGAUGACGAAAACUUUUAACAUCAAUAUCUACCUGACUCAUUUGUAGCACAAUUGUCAAAAUUAUUGAAAUGCAAUAUGAUUUUACAUUUCUAAGUAAUGAAACUACAUUUGGAAUGUUAUUUUUUAUUAUUACAUUAUCAGUAUUGUAGCCGCUGCUGAUUGGUUUACAUCUGAUCACAUGUUAUUCCAUUGAAUAUUGAAUUAUGCUCUGCGACAGUGAUAAAACAUACCGGUAGUAUUGCGAGCUCGUGCUAGUGUCCUGUUAUGUCACAUAAUUUCAGCCAAUCGGAUUUUAUCAGACAUGUACAUUCUGUUGAGUUGUGCGAGACUGCAAUAUGAUGUUUUAUCAAUAUAUUGGCAGUAUUUAUGAUGUUGUGGCGAAUAUUAUAGAAUAAGAUGUAGUUUAAAUGGCCUGGGAUCAUACCUUUAUUACUCUGUACUCUGUCUUUUAUACCAAAAUGUAAUAAAACAGUUAUGACACUUUGUUUCUACCGAUAUGAUGACCUAUGGAGCUCAACCGAUAUGAUGACCUAUGGAGCUCAACCGAUAUGAUGACCUAUUGAGCUCAACCGAUAUGAUGACCUAUGGAGCUCAACCGAUAUGAUGACCUAUUGAGCUCAACCGAUAUGAUGACCUAUGGAGCUCAACCGAUAUGAUGACCUAUGGAGCUCAACUGAUAUGAUGACCUAUGGAGCUCAACCGAUAAGAUGACCUAUUGAGCUCAACUGAUAUGAUGACCUAUGGAGCUCAACCGAUAAGAUGACCUAUGGAGCUCAACCGAUAAGAUGACCUAUGGAGCUCAACCGAUAAGAUGACCUAUGGAGCUCAACCGUUAUGAUGACCUAUGGAGCUCAACCGAUAUGAUGACUUAUGGAGCUCAGAUAACCAAUAUCAAUCUUGGCCUCCAGCCUUGGUCGAUAUUUGUUAACUUCCUUCCAUUAAUCAUCAUAUAGAUAGAAAUAAAGUGCCAUAAUUGUGUAGUAUCAAUUUCCUAUUUGUGGUAGGAAAAAUGGGUGAAUAAUGACCUAAACUUGUAUCAAAUAAUGAUGUGACCUAGUAUAUUGUCUAUCUCGCCUCUGUAAAGUAAUCAUUAUUUAUUGGUUUUUAUCAAUUCAUACUUAAUCAUCAUUGUGUAUUUGCCCUUGUUGUAAAAUGACUGGAGACUAUGAAUUUGCCAUUUUUAUACUGUAAUAAGUCCACGGGCCAAAUAUCAACUUUGAUUCAAAUUAUCAGGUGAGAUUGUCACUGGACAAUCAAAUAGCAUUGAUGGACAAUCAAAUAAAUAGCAUUGAUUUGGAUUUUUAUUAAACUUAACUUGGAUUGGUUUAUUACCAGGCAAGGGCUUACUAUGUGAUACAUAUGGUAAUGAUUAUAGAUACGUUUUAGAAUAUGUCAAAGUGAAAAUCUCAGAGGAGGUUAGAUUCAUGUACAGUCAAACCUGCAUUAAUGGUUUGGUUCCCAAUGUAACACAAGUCACUGUGAAUGAACCUGUAUAUAAGGUCACCUGCAAAUAAUGGCCUUUUGUUUUUUGCUCCUUAAAACAGGGGUUGGGGGGUGGAAGGGGGGGGGUGCUCCCUCAAACCCCAAACCUCAACCCUGGGGGAAAUUCUGCAUGUCUACAGUUUCCUGCCUUCUGGUGCAUUCUGAGCAUGAACUAUUACUCCAUGGGGCUUUCAAGGGACUUCUAAAUAAGUUUUGGAAGCUAAAAUUAUUGUCACUGUAAAUGAAGACAAUUUAAACUGAAUAUUUUACAUUUGGCAGAAAAUGUUGGCAGACCACAGGGCUGAUCUGGAUAUUCUCGCAGCCCGACCAGAUUCCAGGCAGCCCAGGACUGCCGGGCUACUGUUAGUGUUGAUCCCUGACCCUAAAGUGGCCUUUAUAGACAAGUUUGACUGUAUAUGAAAACAAUUAUAUUAACUUAAAAAUCACCAUUUAAAUAUGACAUCACAAAUGAUUAAUUCUUGUUCAAUCAAACAUUUCCGAUUACCGGUAAUACAGCUUAUACUUUGAAUAAAUCAUAUUAUAUAGUCCCAAGAAAAUUUACCGAUAUUUACAACAAUUCAUCAAGCUAGACCUGUUCCCAUGAGGCCUACAGUAACUAGUCAAGUUCUUAUAAAUGUCACGCCAGUUAAAAGUUUAUGCAAUAUAUUCAUAUACAAUUUUAUACCAAUUUGACGUAGAUUGAUAUUUGGAUAAAUAACACGUAAUGAGAUUCUUAAAUUAUUAACACAAAUAUAUAGAAAAAGUUUAUAGAGUAGCAAAGUACAAAUGUAGGAUCAGGAAAAGAAAUGUUAUAUUAUUACAUAAAGGUUUGCUUUCACUCCACAUAAGCUAGUGAAGGACAAGAAAACUUGCAAUAAUGUAACACUUCUACAUUGUCGGAAACCCACGAGACUGCUCUUUCCAUUUGUUUGCUUCAAAUGAAUGCAAAGAUUCGUGGGUUUCCAACAAUGGCUGUGGUAGUGCAAAUACUAAUAUCAUAGAUAUCAAACAUUUAUGUUAGUUUAGAAUUUGUGAAUUUAUAUGUUUUUUGUAGAUUUAUUAUGGUGGUGAAAUUUAGAUUGCUCAACUUUACAAGAGAAUUUAGACUGUCCAUGACUACUCUCCACCUUGGUCAGUUUUGUGGUGGACAGUAGGUACCAGUAGGUGACAUAAGAGAAUUUAGACUGUCCACGACUACUCUUCACCUUGGUCAGUUUUGUGGUGGACAGUAGGUAGGUGACUGGUUAGCAUUGCUUUGAUAAGUCAAAGCACGGUUAGCAUUGCUUUGAUAAGUCAAAGCACAGGGAGGGACCUGACUAAAAUUCCCAACCAAGAGUCCAUAUGUAUUGUGUUAGUCUGGGUGUGGAAGAAGUUCCUUAUUUUUUUUCCAUCAGUGACCACCAAAUCUUUAACUUGUAAAGCAUUAUGUAUGAUUGUUGCUUAAAAAUGAAAUCCAUUUGUAGAUCCAUUACAUGUCUGACAGCACUGGUGUUUACUGAGUAUCAGGGAAAUGUAGUAUAGAUUUUUUAUCGGUUUGGGGAAAAAAUAUAUGUAUUGUUUUAAUUAAUUUUGAAAUUAUAUUACCUGGAUAUAAAUUGUACCUAGAUGAAAGUGUGCCACGCCAGUGACCAUUGUCUUCCUUUGGUUAUUUUGAUAUUUCAUGUUUUCCUGUAUUACAGCAUUUUUUACAGUACUCCAAAAUAGCAAAAUGCUACAAUGCCAGAAUACCUCCAACAUGUGAUCAUGGUUCUUACGUGUAUAUUACUGUAAAACAGUUUUCAUGAGAAUUAAAAAAAAAUUGUAUUAAAAAUUUAAAUUGUAAUUUGUAGAUGUGAGUAAUAUAACCACUGAUGAAGGCUAUAGAUUUGUGUAUUAUAUCUUAUCAUCCUGAGAUUACUGAAUGUUUUAAAAAGUUACCAUAAUGAACUUCAUAAAUUCUUGAAACUCAUCAAGCCAAAAAAAAAAAAAAAAAGUUGUUUGACUCCUUGACAAUGGUUAAUGCUAUCAUCUGUGAUCAAGAUGGCUAUGCAAGGUUUGAAUUCCCAAAUAAUAAAAUGUAGAGAAUUUUCUUUUCGGAAUUAUCUGGAUUUUUCCUGCGCGUUUCUUUCCAGGUCAUAACACAGAAUAACAUAAACUAAGAUAGGAAUGUUUUUUUGCCAAAUCGAUGAUGUCCCAUUUAAACAUGUUUAAAUACAAAAAAUAAAUUGAAUAUUUAUGAUUAUGAUUUUAAAAUCUAUGGCUGAUUCCAAUACUGUAUCAAGACUUAAGAUUUUUUUCCUUCAGAUAAAAAGAUGCCGACAGCCAUGCUUUUAAUUUGUAGCCAUAAAAUUGGUUUGCUUUUCGCAUGGUGCAGUCUUAAAAUUUAUAAAUUCUGUUUUCCUAUUUCUAAUUCAAGGGAUGUAUGGCAAUACUUUAUACAUCCCUGGCAAAUUGACAGGUUUUGGAUUUGAUUAAGAUUAACAAUUAAAGCAGUCUCAUAUAAAUAUAUAACUCAAAUACAAAUGUACAAGUACUACAUAUUUGUUGAUGCGUUGAUCAAUUUACUUCUGUCAAUCUUUAUUUAAAAACAAUGUUUUUGUAAUUUCGUGAAAUCAUCCGUAAAAAAAAGAGACAUUGAUUGACAGUACCUGUGUGUCAUCAUUUGCAUGUUUUUGAGAAUGUUUGAUUUUAUCCAGAAAGUUUGUGUCCGAUGAUUACAAGUUCUUGUUGAAAUUUAUCUAUGCACCUGGACGGAAAGUCUGAUCUUGUUGAAUUAAAAUCAUUACAGAAACUGUUAAA